Messenger RNA from Pararge aegeria (speckled wood butterfly), 1582 nucleotides. Its product is annotated as KRAB-A domain-containing protein 2-like. The transcript has a single exon. Gene Ontology annotation, molecular function: nucleic acid binding. Gene Ontology annotation, biological process: DNA integration. Bases 134 to 1447 code for a protein of 437 amino acids. The record is from RefSeq and is a predicted model, not a curated record. NCBI's taxonomy places the organism in Eukaryota, Metazoa, Arthropoda, Insecta, Lepidoptera, Nymphalidae.
GUAACGAGUGUUUUUCAUGUGGAAAGAUUAUUAAUAUAUUAUCAGUGGCUAAAAACUGUGUUAUAGUGUAAAAACACGAAUAAUUUAUAGUUAUGUUCGCAUAGUUGAAUAACUUGAUUAUCGCUUUAUCACGAUGUCGGAGGACGUUGAUCGAGAUUUAUUCUAUCAGCGAGUUAACGAGACGCUUCUUAGCGUGACUGCGCCGAACACGUUCCUACUCACAGCGGCAAAGUACACGCGACUCAUUGAGCAGGUGAAAAACGCUAAAACGAAAAUAAAGAAGACACCAGCCGACUACCGUCGAAUCAAAAGAUACGAUAUCGUCGACUCGUCUAACGGCGAGAGACUUGUUACGGCGCGAACCCCUGGCCAUAAAUCUCAAAUGGUUUUUGUCAAAUUAGAGGAAAUUUAUGACAUCAUACGCGAUUACCACUUGAGAUUGAACCACGCAGGCAGAACGCGGUUAAUGAACGCAAUUAAGUUGAAGUAUAAAAACAUUACAACUGCCAUCGUCAUGCUUUAUCUCUCCCUUUGCGAAGGUUGCAAAAAUAAAGUACCUAAACGCAGCAAGAUUAUGCGAAGCGAUAAACAAGGAACGGAAGAAGUGUUUAAUUCGUCUGAAACAGGGAAUAUUUUUAAAAUAGAGCUAAAAAUUGAUCCCCUGGGAAAUAGUGUCAGAGAUGACAUAUCAAAUUGUGACCUACGAGGAAGCUUUGACGAAGACGACAAGUUAUAUCCAGAACUGUACUCCCGCGGCCAAAUGGACAUACUUGAUGUUACAGCAGCAAAAGGAGAAUCUUAUAAAUAUCUAAUGGUGUAUAGAGAUCUCGUUACAAAGUACAUCCACCUGAAGCCUUUGAAAAGUAUUAAUGUUGACGAAACUGUCGAAGCUCUAUUAGAAAUAUUCCUCGUCUUUGGCGCGCCAAAUGUUUUACAAUCAAAAAAUGGUAUAUCUGUAACGAAACAAAUUUGUCGACGAAUGUAUACCGCUUUCCCAGAAAUAAAAGUGGUCAGUGCAGAUCGUAAGGAGAGUACAACGAGUUACAAAGGACAAAAUAAUGAAGAUAUACUAAGAAUGCUAGGCGAUUGGCUAAAAGAAAAUGGUUCAAUGAAAUGGUAUCAAGGAGUUAAGUAUGUCCAAUAUGUUUUAAACAGUACAUUCAAUAUUAAUCUCCGGAGAACGCCCAGCGAGGCCGUUUUUGGUUAUAAUCCAAAGAGAGGUGUGGCAACAUUCAUGACUAGAAUUGAGUACAACCAUCUUCACACUGAAACUGAUUUAAAAUUAGCUCUAGAAGAGAAGGAAUCGGGGAAAAAUUCUGAGCAACUAAUGUUGGAAGAAUCUCUCAUACCAUCUUGUAGCUUUAUCAAAUCAGAGCCGGACAAUGCUGACAAUGGCCUCUGUGACGGAAAAGCUAAUGAUAUUUAUGAACCAGAGCUUUCAGAAUAAAGGGAUAUUAUUUAUAGUUCCACAGAACUUUAUAAAGAAGUGAUGUUUCUUUUAGUUUUGGAGUUUAAUGCCAAUUACAAUAUCUUCGAAUGAUGAACAAUUCAGAACUAUUAAUUAACUAUUAUUCGCAGAGAG